GAAAGGCUUCAAGCUCGUCAUCCUGGACGAAGCCGACGCCAUGACCCAGGACGCCCAGAACGCCCUGAGGCGAGUGAUCGAGAAGUUCACGGAAAACACCCGCUUUUGCCUCAUCUGCAACUACCUCUCCAAGAUCAUUCCCGCCUUGCAAUCCCGCUGCACACGCUUCCGCUUCGGCCCCCUCACCCCCGAGCUGAUGGUGCCCCGGCUGGUGGAUGUGACCGAGGAUGGGAUGAAGGCUCUGGUGACGCUCUCGAGCGGUGACAUGCGCAGAGCCCUCAAUAUCUUGCAGAGCACCACCAUGGCCUUCGGGAAGGUGACGGAGGAGAACGUCUACACCUGCACGGGACACCCCCUCAAGUCGGACAUUGCCAACAUCCUCGACUGGAUGCUGAACCAGGACUUUUCCACCGCCUACCGCAGUAUUUUGGAGCUGAAGACGCUGAAGGGCUUGGCCCUGCAGGACAUCCUCACCGAGAUCCACCUCUUUGUGCACAGAG
Molecule: messenger RNA, 500 nt
Organism: Eurypyga helias (sunbittern)
Lineage: Eukaryota; Metazoa; Chordata; Aves; Eurypygiformes; Eurypygidae
Gene: RFC5
Product: replication factor C (activator 1) 5, 36.5kDa
Exons: 5
Biological process (GO): DNA repair; DNA-templated DNA replication
Cellular component (GO): nucleus; DNA replication factor C complex
Molecular function (GO): DNA clamp loader activity; DNA binding
Source: RefSeq, a predicted model, not a curated record